Messenger RNA from Parnassius apollo (apollo), 1980 nucleotides. Lineage: Eukaryota; Metazoa; Arthropoda; Insecta; Lepidoptera; Papilionidae. The record is from the annotation of a GenBank genome assembly.
AUGGAGUGUAGAGAAAGAUGUUUUAUCGAGAAGAAGUUAAAGAAUUUUUUAAAAAUAUGGGCAAAUAUAGAUGUUCCAGAUGGUCUGUCGAUUCAAGUGUGCUGGGAAUGCCUUGCUGCAGUCAGAUCUGCUGUGCGUUUCCGUGCCCAAAUUCUGUCUGCAUUUGAUGUACUCAUAGAAUAUUCUCGAAAACACACUUUUCUUAACUCACCAAGUGAUCUGUCUAUUCAUGCUAUGAGCCGUCUGUCUACUACAACACUUUCUUCGGAUCCCAUAUUGGCUCCAUUAAAGGAAGAGGAACAGCCUGCUUUGGACAUAGAUGUUGUCAAGAUUGAAGCUGAUGAUCCUAAAUGUGAUGAUGGAAAGCUAGAUAUUUGUGAACCUGAACCUGAAUUGGACGCACCACUGUCCCCUAAAUUAGAGGAGGCAACAGAUGUCUUUAUUGAUGAUAGUGAAUUUUUUGAAGCGAUUCCAUCGCCAGAUCAGGAAGCUUCUGACGAUGAUGUCCUACUGUCAAACUUGAAGAAAAAGAAGAAAAGAGGCAGGAAGACCAAGAAGGAGAAGAGUAAAAGAAAGAAAAAGGAUGAUGUGGAGCAAAAAGAAGAACAGCCACUGAAGCAUUCGAGAAAAUUGAAGAACUUGCCAGAUUUUGUGGAGCUGUACACAAUGACUGAAGAGGAGAUGUGGAGGAUAAGAGCAGAGGAUGUGACCCGGAAGGAGUUCGUCGAACUUAAAUAUAAGUGUGAAGAUUGUGUUAUUGCCUUCAAUACAGAGAAACUAAUGAAUUAUCAUAAGAAUGGAAAACAUCGACCGAAAAUGGAGGGCAACGUGCAGUGCGACGUGUGCAAAGCGUACUUCCUGACGCGCGACAACGUGGCGGUGCACCGCGCGCUGCACCUGGCCGCGUACCGCUGCCGCGCGUGCGGCGUGUGCACCACGCUCAAGCGCACCGUGCUGCGGCACGCGUGCGCUCUGCACCUCACCCAUGCCUGUCCCACCUGUGGGCAGCAGUUCACCACGAAAUCUAAAUUAGUAUACCACCGAAGCGUGUGCCAUCAGGAGCGACCACAGUGCGAUUGCUGCGGGAAGGUGUUCGCCAACAAAAUGACCCUCAAAUAUCAUUUAAAAAUACUCCCUCAGAGUAAACCCAAAGAGAAACUCCAUUUACCUUGCAAAGGCUGCGACAAAGUGUUUCACUCUAAGAAGAGUUAUAGAGCCCAUGUGGUGAUUCACAACGGGUUGAAGUAUCCGUGCCCGAUUUGCGGGAAACUAUUCAUGUGGAAACGCAACCUCGCCCGACACACUCGCAACCAUCGUGAAAAGGACGAGGGAGCUCUCUACGAAUGUAGGGACUGCGGUAAGAGUUUCGCGAGUCGCGACUGCUACAAGAACCACAUGCGGCUCAGCAAGCGACAUGUGCCCGAGGACGCGUAUAUCCACACGUGCAGUUAUUGCGGGAAGAAGUUCGCCACGAAAUGGUGUAUGGUGGACCAUAUAGACUGGGACCACCUGAAGCUAAUCAAGUACCAGUGCAAUGUUUGUUUUAAGCCCUUUAAAACGGCAAAAAUCUUGGUGGCGCAUAUAAACAAUAUCCACCAGGGAAAGAAGAAUAAGGAACCUGAGGAGGAGCACCUCUGCGAAAUAUGCGGGAAGUCGUACAAGUCGGCGAAAAGAUUAAAGGGCCACGUGUGGGCGAUGCACACCAAUCGGUCCGCGUCCAAGAGCUACAAGUGCAAGCUGUGCCCUGCCACAUUCACGUGGCAGACCUCGAUCUACAAGCAUAUGAAGAUGAUGCACGACAACAACAAGCGGACUAAGCAGCCCAGACCAAUACCAUCGGUAAAGAAGCAAGAGCCCUACCCGGAGAUCGAACUGGCGAACAGAAUGCAGUACUUCCAGCAGAAUCUCGCGAACAACUUAGUUCAAAACAUGGUGCAAGCUCAACCGGUCCCUAUUAGUAUUGUACAAAAUAUUGUUUAA